Molecule: messenger RNA, 356 nt
Organism: Paraglomus occultum
Lineage: Eukaryota; Fungi; Glomeromycota; Glomeromycetes; Paraglomerales; Paraglomeraceae
Source: the annotation of a GenBank genome assembly
AUGAGUAACAACCAAGAGCCAACAGUACAGUAUACUGUACGAGUUUUUACCAAAGUAAAGCAACCUGGUGCUAUUACGAGAUCUCUUAACGGCGCCUCGAUGGUUGUCUCGAGCAAAGAAACGUUCGGAACGGUGCUAAAUAGAAGCGGUCUAUGCUCAUUUGUCUGUGAAUGCAAAAAGUUAUCGAUCCGAGUACCAGAGAAUACCUUCGAUUGUAUUGUUCGGCCAGAUUUUAAUAGUCAGAACGUUCUCGACAGUCGCGUCGGGAGACAUCUAUCCGCAAGUGGUGUAUCAGAAAUAAUUUACUACCUCGACCCCGUCGAAAUACCGAGUCGUAACCCGACUAUAUGUUGCAG